CCUUUAUGCCAAAAUUGCUGGAUCCACCCUUGUAUUACAUGUAUAAAACAUUAAACAAUCCAUUAUAUCCAGAUUUUUGAAAUAAAUCCCAGUUUGAUAAGGAGUAAAAAUUGUGUAUAUUGAUUGGAAAAUUUUCACCAGCUACACUAUUUUUUUUUAAGGUUUCCUAUCUGAGGUCACUGGGGUUGCAUGCAGAUUACAUUCACAAGGAAUGUGAUAAGGAAUCCAUAAAAGCAGGCAAAACAACAUAUGUGUACACAUCCCCUGAGGCUGUACUAUCAGAUGACAUGUGGAGGAGCAUGCUCAUUGAAUCUUCAAGUUUCAAACUAUUUGUGGUAGAUGAAGCACACAUGGUUAUCAACUGGGGUGAAAGUUCUGGAAAAAGUGAGCCAUUUCGGGAAUGGUUUGGUAGACUUGGUGAAAUCAGGUCCCUGAUAGCAUGUCCAGCACUUGUCAUCACAGCAACGGCCAGCAGAGCAAGUAGGAGAAAGCUGAGAAAGAAGCUUACACUCGUGAACUUCCAUGAAAUUGUGGAUAGUCCUGACAGAGAAAACAUUAAACUUUUUGUUGAAAAGAUAAAGGUGAAUGAAAAAAUCAGUGUGACCUUUUCUUGGCUGAUUGACAUGGUCAUGGAUCAGGGUGGUGAAUGCCCACGACAUAUUAUCUUUUGUCCGAGCAUAAAAUUGUGUGCAGAUGUGUAUUUUGCUUUUAAAGUAAGCUUAAAUGAAUGUAUUAAUUAUAUUGAAAUGUUCCAUUCUUGUACAACUGAUCAGGUGAAAGAUGAAAUAAGAGAGGAUAUGGAAAAUAAAGAUGGACAUAUUAGGGUACUUAUUGCAACCAGUGCUGCAGGAAUGGGGGUGAACUACAAAAGUGUUAAUAAUAUUAUUCAUUAUGGACCACCCAAAGAUUUAGAUGGCUUCAUACAACAGUUAGGACGUGCUGGUAGGGAUGGCACUCAGUCUUAUGAAUUACUUAUUUACAGUAGUAGACAUUUACGUAAGUUAGAUAUUGACAUGUUAGAUUAUGCAAAAAAAAUACUGAAACAUGUCGCAGGAAAAAACUGUUAGAAUCUUACAAUUCUGUUCCAAGUGCUGAUUUAGUUAAACAUUUGUGCUGUGAUGUUUGCGAUAUGCAAUGUGACUGUCAUGAAGUAAAUGAAGUAAAUUGCGAGUCCUUUAGAACUAUGUAUCAUAUUUAUAAAUCUGAAUUAGACAUUGAAAGUUCAAGUGAAUCCAGCAUGUCCAGUGACAAUUAUAGUACAGAUACAUCAAAAACUAUAAGUGAAUCUGAAAGUGAUUAAGUAUAAAAUUAUGUUGAAAUACAUUUACAGUAUUUGUACGUAUUUCAUAGUACUACUCCAUACAUGUAAUAAUUGUAUACUAAUAGAUGCAUUAUACUAAGUGUGUUUAUACAAGUAUUUAGAGGAACUUCCAAAGUUGAUUUUUCAGCAAUUAAUAUACACUUGUUGUACAACUGAUUUAGUGCAAUUCUGAAUACAGUAAAACUUGUCUAAUCAGGAUAUCACUUAAUCCAUAGAAAUUGGCUAGAUUACAAAUUCUUUAUUGGAUAUUUAAAACAACUGAAAUAAAAAUUGACAAUGCACUAAAGGUGUUAUAGGCAUGUUUCCUAGUACACAAAAUCCGAAUUUGACAAGUUUUGCUGUAUACAAUGUAUAUAUGUUCAUUCUUAAAAUGUUUUACAUUGUCAAUGCAAAACAACUGAUGUAAACUAAUGUAAUAUUUAAUUGAGCAGAAGCAGUUUUCUGCCAAUAGACAUUCAAAUGUAAACUGUUUGCACUAUGACAAUUCUCUGAAAUAUUUUAUUAAGUUUAUGAGAACUCAUGAAAUAAAUGCUCUUAAGUUUGUAAAUUCUCAUGUAAAUGAUAUAAUGCAGAAUAUAAAUAAUUAUAUUUACAAAUAGUUUUCACUUCAUUAUUUUUAGCUCCCAUAUCUGUCAUUUUUAUUAUGUAUUUAUUAUUUAAACCCGUUAAAGAGGCUCAAAAUACCAAGAAUAAAUGACUUGGGCUUUUUGAAAAUUAUAUGUGAAUGUAUAUACAUGCACAUGCAUGAAGUUUAUCCAACUCAAUCUUAAAACAGUGUUAUUAGAAAUGCUACAGUCAAAUUUCGUUAUCUUGAACUAGAUGGGACUGUUUAAAUACUUUGAGAUAUCCGAGUAUUGAAGAUAUCGAGAGUAAAAUACUAAAAAAACUAGAGACGAGCUCGUUGCAAGCAACGAUUAGGUCUUGCGUCGUAGCUGCGUCAUACUUGUGACGUAAUACAAAAAGUUGAUAGCUGACCAUGGUACAAUAUUAGAUGUAUAAACACUUAGUAAAAGAAACAAAGUAUUAUACUACAUGUUUAUAAGCAUAUACAGAUCUUAACACAUUGUCUAUAGUUUGAUUCGCCGCAUUUUAUUCACAGAGUGGGACUGUGGUUAUGCCCGGUAUGAAGGUAAAAAGACCAUUGGCAAACAUUUUACACGCAUUUUUAUCAAACGCAAGCACCAAUGUCAAAUCUUUUAGUAUAUAUCCGUGG
Messenger RNA from Magallana angulata, 2534 nucleotides. RefSeq names its product bifunctional 3'-5' exonuclease/ATP-dependent helicase WRN-like. The transcript is spliced from 2 exons. Lineage: Eukaryota; Metazoa; Mollusca; Bivalvia; Ostreida; Ostreidae. The coding region runs from base 288 to 1067 and encodes 259 amino acids. Gene Ontology annotation, biological process: telomere maintenance; double-strand break repair via homologous recombination. Gene Ontology annotation, molecular function: four-way junction helicase activity; 3'-5' DNA helicase activity. Gene Ontology annotation, cellular component: cytoplasm; chromosome; nucleus. The record is from RefSeq and is a predicted model, not a curated record.